Messenger RNA from Hibiscus syriacus, 1416 nucleotides. RefSeq lists its product as uncharacterized. NCBI's taxonomy places the organism in Eukaryota, Viridiplantae, Streptophyta, Magnoliopsida, Malvales, Malvaceae. Bases 1 to 1416 code for a protein of 471 amino acids. The transcript has a single exon. The record is from RefSeq and is a predicted model, not a curated record.
AUGGCUCUGGAGAGUUUUAGUUCAUCAAUGACACCAGAUAUGAUCAAUGGGGGUAACCCGAGAAGAAACUCAUUAGCCGGGUCAACAAACACCAGAGAAAUGGUUCCGUCUCUUUAUCGGAGAGCUUCUAUUGGUACUUAUCACGAUUUCUGCAAACCAGGGAAGAAACAUGAUGAAACUGAAGAGAAGGUUAGGCUUCCUUUUCCGAAGAGGAUUAUAAAGAAGCCAUCAGAUGAGCCGAAUUUGUUCGGGAGCUCAGACUCGCCAGAGAGGAAGAAGAUAACACCAAUUAGGUCCAGAUCUCUCCCCAACUCUGAAAUUCACAUCCCUGAUAUUUCUGAGGUCACCGAGCUUCAGACAUCGACCGACUCGCCGGGCAGAAAUAAGCCUAUAGUAAAAGCAAAGGCAUCAGUGGUAAAGCCCAAGACCAAAUAUGGUCCCAAUUCCGGAAGUCAUUCCUCUCAUAUCUUUGAUAUUAUGAACCUUGAGGUGCCUAUGAACUCUUCGGAUAAAAAGAAUGUUAUGAGAAAGCUCAAACCUUUGACCAAGUUAAAAUCCGACUUAUCCGAUGCCGGUAAAGGCAUGCUGCAGGACGGAUCAUCGCGUUUCAGGAGAGUACAAGUCUCUUCAAAGAAAGUUCCAUCAAAAGCUAAUGAGGAAAGCCUUUUGAAACUGCCCACUACUUUGAAGCCGAAAGCUCGGUCCGGAAAGCUUCUUCUUGCUGUACCAUCUGACGUUCUAAGCGUCCGGAGGCAGAGCGGAACCCGUGACACGAAGAUGGGAAGAGCAACUGUACCCUCCAAAGUAACCUUAGAGGAAGUUUCUGCAUCAAGCAGAGCUCCAUUGUCCAGAAGAGCUUCUCUUUCAGGACCUAUAAGCCGAAGUGCAAGGAAGAACAAGAACUUAAAAGUUGUGCUUCCACAUAAGAAUCAGAACGAGGUUGAAAAUGCCAAAACCGAGCAGCAAAUUCUCGAUGAACAAGUCGAAAGAAACAUCGACACCAUUAAUGAGAAAACACUGUAUGCAAUCAAAUUGGAGACGGAAGAUGUAAUGUUGGAAUCAGAUAAAAAUGAGAAUUGUGCUGCUGAAGUGUCUCCAAACGUUACAGAUGAAUCCGAGUCUACCGUGACCAAAGCCAAACAUGACUCGGAUUCUGCAUUCAAUAAUGUACACAUGGACGAAGCAGACAUUUCCGAUGAUUGCCAACCUGUGAAAUUAUCUUUCCGGAGAGGGACGAUUAUCGACAUUCAGUACGACGAUCAUUGUCCGAUGCAGCUCAAGUUCAAGCAAGGAAGUGUGGAAUGUGGCACAAAUGACAACGAACCAAGUGAGGAAAAGGUUGUUUUAAGACACCAGGAUGUGCCGGGAAGCAAGAUGGACAGGGUUUGUUUAAUAACAUCAUCGAAGAAGCUGUGA